AUGGGGAGUAAGUGGAGGAAAGUGAAAAUGGCUUUUGGAUUGAAUCUGUGUGUGUACGGCCAUAAGCAUCUUGUUGCCGACAAUGAUGACGAUGAGGACUCUCGCCCGCCGUCCGAGCGGCGGUCCGACGCGGCUCUGCUGUCGCCACCAGGGGACUCGACGUCUGCUCCGCCUACGCCGGGCUCCACUAAGCUGAGGUUUUCCAAAAGCUUGAGUAGAUCUUCUUCUAAGAAAACCUGCUCGAUAUGCUUGGCAUCUAUGAAACGAGGGGACGGUCAGGCUAUAUUUACCGCCGAGUGCUCACACUCAUUUCACUUCCAUUGUAUCGCCUCGAACGUGAAGCAUGGUAACCAAAACUGCCCCAUCUGCCGAGCAAAAUGGAUCGAAAUUCCAUUUCAGGGACCCACUGGAAAAUCCAGGAUAAAUCCACUCGACUCGGCUCACAAUGACCUAAAUACCCUCAUCCGCCGGCUGCCUCCCGCUGCCCCUAUGAAUUCCAGUCGAAACGCAGUGCCGCCGCUAUUUCAGGCCCCCGAGCCCACAGUCUUCAACGACGAUGAGCCUGUCGACCACUUAACCGACCCGCCCAACGAGCGGGCCCUCCCAUAUACAAACCCCACCGAUUCUCACGACCAAAGAAAGGUCGACAUAAAAACGUACACGGAAGUCUCAUCCGUUCCGAAAGCCAUCUCUGUCGAUAGCUUCUCCGUCCUGAUCCACCUGAGGGCAUCGAGGAUCAGCCGAACCCCGCGGGUCCCUGUCGACCUCGUCACAGUCCUCGACACGAGCGGGAGCAUGUCCGGCACAAAGCUAGCACUUUUGAAACGGGCCAUGGGUUUCUUAAUCCAGAACCUCGGCCCGAACGACAGGCUGGCGGUUGUUGCCUUCUCCUCCACCGCCCGCCGCCUCUUCCCCCUUCGCCGGAUGUCGGAGUCCGGGCGACAGCUGUCGCUCCAGGCCGUGAAUUCGCUCGUCGCUGGCGGUGGGACCAACAUAGCCGAGGGCCUGAGGAAGGGAGCCAAGGUGAUGGAGGAUCGAAGAAAAACGAAUCCCGUUUCGAGCAUAAUUCUCCUGUCUGACGGUCAGGACACGUACACAGUCAACGGGCCCACCGGGCGAAGCCCGAACAAGCCCGACUACAGGCUCCUUCUUCCGUCUUCCAUUCUCCCAGUCCACGCAUUUGGGUUCGGCGCAGAUCACGAUGCCUCGUCCAUGCACUCGAUCUCCGAGAUGUCGGGAGGGACUUUCUCGUUCAUCGAGACGGAGGGUGUAAUACAGGACGCGUUCGCGCAGUGCAUCGGUGGGCUCCUGAGCGUGGUCGUCAAGGAUUUGCGCGUCUCGGUCGAGUGCGUCGAUCCGGAUAUCCGUCUCGGGACGAUAAAAUCCGGGAGCUACCCGACCCUUGUUGAACCCAAUCGACGUUCGGGAUCGAUCGAUGUGGGAGACCUUUACGCUGACGAGGAACGCGAUUUUCUUGUCUCGGUGAAUCUUCCCGCCGAAAAUUCUGGCGAGUUGAUGAACGUGACGUGCGUUUACAACGAGCCCUUGGCGAACGAGUCGGUGACUUUAGAGUGCGAAUGCGUUCGAGUCGAGCGCACGGUGGCAGGCCGAACUCCCGAGCAUGAGGUGGUUUCGAUUGAGGUCGACAGGCAGAAGAACAGAGUACAGGCGACCGAGGCCAUGGCUCGGGCUCGUGCAGCGGCCGAGAACGGUGACCUGGCGGGUGCCUCCUCAGUGCUCGAGAGCGUCCGGGCUAUGCUGUUGGGGAGUGCUUCGGGUAAGGCGCGGGACCCGCUGUGUUUGGCGCUGGAUGCGGAGCUGAAGGAAAUGCAAGAGAAGGUGGCGAGCCGGCAAGUGUACGAGGCGUCCGGGAGGGCUUAUAUUUUGUCGGGCCUGAGCUCGCAUUCGUGGCAGAGGGCCACAACGAGGGGGGACUCGGUGGAAGUAUCGUCAGGCUCAGGCCGCCUUUUGGGUGGUGCUUACCAGACGCCAUUGAUGGCGGAGAUGGUGACCCGUUCGCAGGCGAGUCUGUCGGUCCAGAGGCUUCUGAGGCCCGUUUGGUCGUUUGGCUCUCAAGCGAAGCUGAGUGGUGUUCAGGUGUCGGAAGUGGUCGGAAGUAGUGUUCAGGUGUCUUUCACGCCGUUUCGGCCGUAUCUUUUCUUCCUGACUUUAUCGUUCGUUGUACCUAGCCUCCAAAGGUGUCGGAAGUGGUGUUCAGGUGUGUUGAACGGUUGUCAACUGGCGGUUUCCAGCAGCAGUCUUCUGGCCAACUCCUCCACUAGGGAGAAGCCACCCAUGGGCUAG
Messenger RNA from Striga hermonthica, 2304 nucleotides. The record is from the annotation of a GenBank genome assembly. NCBI's taxonomy places the organism in Eukaryota, Viridiplantae, Streptophyta, Magnoliopsida, Lamiales, Orobanchaceae.